This is a messenger RNA of Fusarium tjaetaba, 1236 nucleotides long. RefSeq names its product lipoyl synthase mitochondrial. NCBI's taxonomy places the organism in Eukaryota, Fungi, Ascomycota, Sordariomycetes, Hypocreales, Nectriaceae. Gene Ontology annotation, molecular function: 4 iron, 4 sulfur cluster binding; lipoate synthase activity. The record is from RefSeq and is a predicted model, not a curated record. The coding region runs from base 1 to 1236 and encodes 411 amino acids. The transcript has 2 exons. Gene Ontology annotation, biological process: lipoate biosynthetic process. Gene Ontology annotation, cellular component: mitochondrion.
AUGGCUUCUCUUGCUCCAUCCCUCAAGAGGGCACAUGCCCCUCUUCGCAAGGCGCUGAGCGCUACGCCUACACUUCGAACCUUCGCCACUGUACCUCCGAGUGGCAGCGAGCCCGGCAAACCUCGACGAAAGAGUUAUUUCAAGGACACAGCAGUCUCAGACUUCUCCGAUUUCCUUGCGACGUCGUCUCCAGCCCAGCCACUGUCUCCAGCAGAGGCUUACUCUCUGAAGACCGCCGAAGUCGGCCCUGAGGGCAAGAAGCGAACCAUCACACGACUGCCAGAAUGGCUCAAGACACCGAUCCCCGCCGGUAACGAUAACUUCAAGAGCAUCAAGAAGGAUCUACGAGGAUUGGGAUUACACACCGUCUGCGAGGAGGCUCGAUGUCCCAACAUUUCAGAAUGUUGGGGCGGUUCAGAUAAGAAUGCUGCGACAGCUACGAUUAUGCUUAUGGGCGACACAUGCACCAGAGGAUGCCGUUUCUGCAGUGUAAAGACAAAUCGCAAUCCUGCUGCAUUGGAUCCCCACGAGCCCGAGAACACCGCAGAAGCCCUGGCCAGGUGGGGUCUUGGCUAUGUCGUGCUGACCAGCGUGGACCGUGACGAUUUGGCAGACGGUGGUGCGAAACAUUUUGCUGAGACAAUCCGAAGGAUUAAGCAGAAGAAGCCUUCAUUGCUCGUUGAAGCUUUGACUGGCGAUUUCCGAGGAGACUUGGAUAUGGUCAAGGUCGUGGCUGAGAGUGGACUUGACGUUUAUGCGCAUAAUGUUGAGACCGUUGAGGACCUCACUCCCUAUGUGCGAGACCGCAGAGCUACUUUCAGACAGAGCUUGUCUGUGUUGAAGCAUGUCAAGGAUGUUAUGGGCAAGGACGGUCCUAUUACUAAGACCAGUCUGAUGCUUGGUCUUGGCGAGCAGGAACAUGAGAUCAUGGCUGCGCUAGAGGAACUUCGAAAGGCUGAUGUUGAUGUUGUCACAUUCGGUCAGUACAUGCGACCUACAAAACGUCAUCUGAAGGUCGAGAAGUACGUGACCCCUGAUGAGUUCGAGAUGUGGCGCAAGCGAGCUCUGGACAUGGGUUUCCUGUACUGUGCCAGUGGACCUCUCGUGCGUUCUUCAUACAAGGCUGGUGAAGCCUUCAUCGAGAACGUCUUGCGCAAGCGCUCCGGGGAGAAGGCUAUGGCCAGUGGAAACCUUGGCCAAGCCGUUGCUCUCGACUCAACACAGUCGACGAUCUAA